Magnolia sinica is the source of this 1358-nucleotide messenger RNA. RefSeq names its product F-box protein At2g17036-like. The transcript has a single exon. Lineage: Eukaryota; Viridiplantae; Streptophyta; Magnoliopsida; Magnoliales; Magnoliaceae. Bases 57 to 1313 code for a protein of 418 amino acids. The record is from RefSeq and is a predicted model, not a curated record. Gene Ontology annotation, molecular function: protein binding.
AUUUUCUAGGUCUCUAUUUUCCUUUGUUUCUUGAAUAUUUCUCAGCCCUUUCUUCCAUGGCAGACUGGGCUCACCUUAACAGAGAUGUGCUGGAGCUUAUUGCCAAACGACUCUACCUUACUGACUACCAACGUUUCAGCGCUGUCUGCUCUUCAUGGAGAUCGCUCAUCUUAGAGAGAAGCAAUUGCAAGUUUCCAUGCUUAGUACUCUCCGACGACGACAAAGGCCCUGAAACUCAUGCUUUCUUCAGACUCUUCGAUGAUAAGAUCAUUAGGCUUGAGCUGCCUGAAAUCCAUGGAAUGCGCUGUUGUGGAUCAUCUCAUGGUUGGCUAAUAACAGCCUCCAACAAUUCAGAGUCACUUCAUCUAUUAAAUCCCUUCGCAAGAUUACAAAUUCAGCUUCCACCACCGUCCAAGUUUCCAUUUCAUCAGUUUACUAAUAGUCCACAAGAGCCAAUAAACACUCUUUUCAUCCAUAAAGCCAUUAUAUCUUCAGAUCCUGCUUCAUCUCCAGACUUCAUCGUCAUGGCUGUUUAUUCCGAGACGCAUAAAUUAGCUUUUUUAAAGAAGGGAGACGAGAAUUGGAGACAUGUAGACACCAGUUCUUCUUCUGGUGUUUACAUCCUUGACCUUAUAUACCAUAAAGGUAAGUUUUAUGCUGUAAGUCAGGAUGGAAGAGUACUGCUUUGUCAUCUUGAAGGGAUGAAUCCAAGAACAACAGAAAUAGCUCCUUCUCCCAUAAAAGAUGUUUUUUUUCAAAGUAGGUAUAUCGUAGAGUCCUUGUCAGGGGAGUUGCUCCAAGUUUGUAGAUCCGUGAUACAUCGUGAUGGUAUCAUCUUCAUAAAUGACAAAGAUUUGCCGUCUGACGAUGAUAAUUUUCAGUCUGAUGAUGAUGAUUUGCCGUCUGAUGACGAUGUAGAAGCAAGGCGUUUAAAUAAUGAAUAUUAUCCCCAUGAGACUGAUAGUUUCAAAGUUUUCAAGUUAGAGGAAACAAGUGAGGAAGCGCCACAGCAACGAUGGGUGGAGCUGACAAGUUUAGGUGAGGAUACCUUGUUUUUCUUAGGUCAGAAUGCUUCUCUUUCUCUCUCACUUAGAGAUUUCCCAAGCUUCCAAGGCAAAGGCAAUCGAAUUUAUUUCUCAGAUGACUAUUACGAAGACUAUUUCCGUUUUCCCGAAGACAAGUGUCCAGAUGUUAACUGUACUGAUUUCGUAGUGGGUAGUUUAGAGGAUGGGAGUAUUAAGCCAUUUUUACCCCAUGGUAUCACUCAUUCCGGUCUCACACCACCAAUCUGGCUUAUGCCCAAUCCAUCGUAGAAGAUAAAAGAGUAGCAGUCCAAAAAUUGGUAGUUAAUUUCUAGU